GCCCGAGGUCCGGAUGCACAACGCGAGCUCCUCUUCCCACGUCGGCUGUCCCGGCGAGCGCAACCUCGGCUCCUGUCGCGCCCAACGAAAGGAUGUUGGGGACUCGGGGCGUCCGGCGCGGCCUGGAGUGGCUACUGGGGCUCUUCUUCCUCUUCCACAUCCCCAUCACCCUGCUCUUGGACCUGCAGGUUGUGCUGCCGCGCGAACUCUACCCCUUCGAGUUGAGAAACCUGCUAAAGUGGUAUGCUAAGGAGUUCAAAGAUCCUCUGCUACAGGACCCCCCAACAUGGUUUAAGUCUUUCAUGUAUUGCGAGCUUGUGUUUCAGCUGCCCUUCUUUCCUGUUGCAACAUACGCCUUUUUCAAAGGAGGCUGCAAGUGGAUCCGCACCCCUGCAAUCAUCUACUCAGUUCACGUCAUGUCACUUGUAAUUCCAAUUCUCUCCACAUUUCUAUUUGAGGAUUUCUCCGAAGCCAAUGGUUUCAAAGGACAAGGACCUAAGACUUUCCACGAACGGCUAACCCUCAUAUCUUUCUAUGCCCCCUACUUUCUCAUCCCUCUUAUGCUUCUCUUUUUCAUGUUGCGGAGCCCCUAUUACAAGUAUGAGGAGAAAAGAAAGAAAAAAUGAGGGAAAUAACAAUUGGCCUAAGGAGAGAUGCCCAGAGGGCAGUUUCCUGUUGGACCCAAUACAAAGAAAAUUGCUCAGAACCCUUCACAUCUUCAGUAGCAUUUGAAACACCAGCAGCAACACACAAGAGCAAGGCACUGGCAGAAGCCACAUCAAAUCAUCACCUUCCAAGGGUACUGGCACAAGCAGACCGAUCACCGGAGGAUGGGCAGAGGGGUACGGCCUGGUUAUAGGAAAGUGAUGCCAAAUACCUCAGUGUGCGCCAAAGUUCCAUUGCAGGAUUGCUAAACGCAGGACCAGACCAGAAAUUGGAUAAACUUCCAAGAAGCAUGGCCUGCUUGGCAUGUUCACGACCUAUAGUAUACAGGUGACUAAACCCUCAUGUCACUCUGUACCAUAUCGCUAAUCUGCAACACGAAUAGGGGGAUGUUUCAGGCCAUUUUUAAGUUUGAAAUUAUGCCUCUAAUCAGUAAAAACUAUCAUGUUUUCUUGCUCUCACUUCUGGGAGAGGAGGUGGUGAGAAAAUAUUCUGCAAGAGGUUUAAAGUUAGUUUUCCUUAAGGUUCAGCCCUGGCAUGACUUUCAGUCAGAAAUGGGUUAAACUGGACGGUGUUUUGUCUAUCUUUAAAAGCUUGUCCCAGUAGGAUUUUUAAGUUUCUUUGUUUACCCUCUUACAAAACCUUAGUCUUAUAUAUAUCUUACAGACCACCUGACAGAAGUCACUUUACUCUGAAGUCUGGUGUCUCACAACUAAUCUGGAAGUGUGCUUCCUACUGGAUAACUUCGUCCUUCCUAAUACUUUAAUCAAGCCUUCUCAUCUUAUUCUUCUGUCAAAGUGGGGGGAUAGUGGCCAUGACAUGUCCAGUGUGUGCAUAUAGGGUAGUUGGUGUUCCAUUAGCUUUCUCUAAAUUCAUACAGAAGGCCAACUCAAAAACAAAAAAGUCUUGUAAACACUUAUAGAAAACAGUAAAAACCACUCCCAGUUAGCUCCUUCUUUUUGACUGUUCUGCUCACAAGCUGUAUUACUCUUGUUGGGAGUAUCACCUGACUCGUGUCUGGUCCAAAUAAAGGUAGCUGCUGACCACUG
Pteropus alecto (black flying fox) is the source of this 1712-nucleotide messenger RNA. It is a transcript of the gene TMEM97, whose product is annotated as transmembrane protein 97. Gene Ontology annotation, cellular component: endoplasmic reticulum. The transcript is spliced from 3 exons. The record is from RefSeq and is a predicted model, not a curated record. Bases 93 to 626 code for a protein of 177 amino acids. NCBI's taxonomy places the organism in Eukaryota, Metazoa, Chordata, Mammalia, Chiroptera, Pteropodidae.